AUGAGUUGUCCGUGGAAUCAUUUACGUUGGAUUACUACUAAUUCUUUGUUUAAUUGUUUUCUCCCACCCACCCUUUUAUUAUGUGCGGAGGGGGGUGCACGAAGAGGAGGUGCGGAGGAAGUCAUGAGCACCUACGACGACUCGUUUGAGGGCAGCGACACGAGUUUAUCGCCGUCGCCGCGAUCGUCCUUGAGGGAUGAAUCCGACGCUGCCGUCAUUCUGUCACAGCCAUCUGCUUCUUCCGUGCCAAUUCCGGUGCCCGUUGAGCAGGAGCUGCCGGAGGCGACAAAUAGCCCAGUGCAGGCGCUGCCAGGCGACACGUUGGCGGACCGUGCCGACGCCGCCACUCCCACUCCUCCAGUUGCUAACACUGCCGCUGCUGCUGCUGUUGCCGAUCCCCUUUUGGCGUCUCCUGCUUCGGUCAGCUCGCUUCCGCAGAGGGAGUUAAAAAGCCCCGUCGUGGGUGGUGCGGCGCCGGCAUCGGCGGAUAAGGCGUCCGUGGACACGAAUUUGUCCCACAUUGAGGUGAAGUUGGGUGGACUCAACGCACCCUCCACAGCAAAGUUUAAGGCGCUGUCGUCAUACGUCGCAUUUGGUGCCACCCCGCCGGGGUCAACGAGUGUUUUAUCCGCCACAACCAACGAGACACGAAGAGAGACACAAAACAGUGUUGCCGCAGAAGUGAAAGAGAAGAAAUUUCCGACGGAAACCCCGCCAGUUAUUCUGUCUAUAGCCUCAGAGACCGAUGGCUCCUCUUCAAGACGAGAGAGCAGCGUUUUCAGUACGCUUUCACAACAUCUCACGAAGAGGCAGUCACGAGAAGGAGAAUCCAAUUCCGAGAAGCUCCGGAAAGAGUCUGCGGCGACGGCCGUCGCUGCGACCCAUCCUCUUGUGGACGAAAAGAAAGAUGAGGGCGCAGAUGGUGUUGGUCUUGCCAUGGCACCGUUGCUAUUGCCGCAAGCCGGUGAAUCACAGAUGCAGUCUAACGUCUCGAUUUUAUUUCCGGCGCCCUCCACAGACUUUCCAGGCGUGCAGUCUAAUCCGUUUGGUGUGGAGGGUGCGCUUGCCAGUCUUCCACCGCCGCUUCCCUCCCGAGACCCGCGACAGGACCCCAAAAUUGUGGAACUUCGCGAGACGUCGGAGGCGGUGGAGCGUCUGGUGCGGGCCUUCGCGCUCCUGCGUGGACACGUGGCCGCACCUUCUUCCGACCCUCUUGCCGAUGCAAAGGUCUCUUACGCCACGAAGGACACAGAGAAGCUGUCGAGCCUUCGACUGCAGCGCGGUGUGGGGGAUGCGGCCACAUUGCGGGUAUCCCAGUCAAGCAGUCGACGCCCUUUUUUGCCGCGGUCGAAGACCGUCGACGAAUCUCGGGACGCAAAUGAAAAAGCGGCUCUGCAGAUGAGUGAGGCUGCCGUGGAGGAGGCCAUCAUGUGCCUCGUUAUGGAGCUUAUGCAGAGUGAUGCGAGGCAACCUUUUGAAGAAAAUACUGGUAGAAAGUUUAUUCACCCAUCCCUAGAAUUUGUGGGUAUGGACAACUUUAACUUGUUUCCCCCAUCAAAGCAACGCAAAUUUCCCCGGUUUUUACAGAAGAUUGACACUCCUUUUUCUGUUUUUGAUGGCGGGAUGCAGACAUUUGCCCCGGGGGAUCCUGACGCCUCGGAGUCCUUGUUUCACAGCGUUUUUCAAGGAUUACAGAAGUAUGUAUGGUCGCACGUAGCUGCGACGGAUCGCCACACAACCAAUCGCUUUCCACCUGUAAGUGCUCAUUUUGCGUGGGCCCUACAGCUUGACUUGUUAUUGGUAUGCAUGCAGACCCUUGAAAGUCGCUUUGCUGGAGAGCGUGCAGGCACAAAAGAUGGCUCAACGGUGUGGAUACAAUACGAGGGUUCGCGCGAAGCGGAGCCACUGGCACGAAACGCUGCUCACUGCUUACCAUUUGAGGUACUUGAUGCGAAACAGCGUGAUAAAACUGUGUUUCGCCUCGAGUAUUGGGUGACAAAAGACAAGAUGUGGACCGUUUUGGAGGCACUCGUCGCUUCCAUUCGGGAGGGUAUUGUUUCUCGCUCUGACGGCUACCGGGCCUUCUCCACUGAUGAGGAGAUACACAUUGAUCCCAGUGCGUUGCUCCCAACACGAGUUCCGCUCUUCUCAUUAGUGCCACAGGAACGUUUAGGGGCGGCACACGAUGAUGAGAGAAAUGGUAUCCGAAAGGAGGCCGCACAAAAAGGACAAGAAGAAUCGAGGAGCAAUUUUUUUCACAUACAUCCAAACACAAUGGAGUCACUUGCACAUGCGGUAUCAACAGCCGGCACGGAGCUUCUUGAGUCGGACCGUAGAACUUCCGGGAAGAACUAUAGACAAAGUUACCACGAUGCCACAACCGCCGUGGCAGAGGCUGUGUGUGAGCUUUUGGAUGAUGCGGGGAUCCGCGCGGCUAUACAGCGCCGUGCCAAGGCGAAGAUUGCGGCGUUGUCCGAGCGGCGUGAAAUGGACAACACUUUGAGCCGACAGGAGAAGGAGCGUUUUCUCAUAGAGACUGCCGAAGCGGAGGCAGAGCGAGUGGUGCGGAGGAUCCUGCAUGAGAUACGAGUCGAUGAGGCUGGGGAUGCAUGA
Molecule: messenger RNA, 2613 nt
Organism: Trypanosoma cruzi
Lineage: Eukaryota; Euglenozoa; Kinetoplastea; Trypanosomatida; Trypanosomatidae
Exons: 1
Coding region: 1-2613 (870 amino acids)
Source: RefSeq, a predicted model, not a curated record